AUGGAGGGUUGUAGAGCUUUUAAAGACCUAGAGUCGGCAGUCCAAGACCUUGGAUUGACAAGCAUGGAAUCCAACUCUGUGCAAGAAAAUCUGCAAAAUGCAAAGCGAUACCUUAAAUCUGAGCUAAAGGUACAUGUCACAAGGGAAAACCCAGUUGCUGAUCAUUGCCUGUCAUAUGCUCUGAGUUCAACAGAUUCCAACUUCAAAACUUUAUGUGAUCAUAACCAUGACUCAUCAUGCCAAGAGUGUGUAAACAUGAAUACCACUUUAAACCUCAUCAAGAGCAAGGCGGAGAUACAUGAAUGGAGAAACAAGGAAGCUGUUUUGUACACUGUAGAAGAGUCGAUAUCGGCAAUACGGAACUGGAAAAGCCAUGUGAUUCGUUCAAGAAACCAGGAGGAGGCUAGAUCCGUGAUUGUUGACAACAUGACAAAUGUUGAUGCUGUCAUCACUUGUGAUUGGGCUAUGAAAUUUCUUCCAAGGAAAUAUAGAGAAGGACAAGUAGACUGGUUUGCAAAGAGGGGCAUAAACUGGCACAUAACCGUUUCACUUCUAAAACAUCAUUGCUCCUAUUCUACGAUAACGCACAUCCAUAUAUUUGAACAACCAACAGCACAGGAUGCAGCAGUCACAUCACAGAUCCUUGUGGAUGUUUCAAAGGAUAUAAUGGCCCUUAAGAAAGAUGUAACCCGGUUGCAUUUUUCUCAGACAAUGCUGGAUGUUUACAAAAGUUCCUCCACACUGUUGACUCUUCAACAUGAACUUCCCUCCAGUAUAGUGUCCUACAACUUUUGUGAGGCACAGAAUGGAAAAG
Messenger RNA from Saccostrea cuccullata (small rock oyster), 814 nucleotides. RefSeq lists its product as uncharacterized. NCBI's taxonomy places the organism in Eukaryota, Metazoa, Mollusca, Bivalvia, Ostreida, Ostreidae. The annotation marks the transcript as partial. The transcript has 4 exons. The record is from RefSeq and is a predicted model, not a curated record.